UUGAGGGCAAACAAACCCAAUCAGUAAAAUGGACCCCAUCAGUUUAUCUAUAAAUAACGUCCCAAACCUCUCCCCUUAAAAUUCAACAACACUCAUCUUUACCAAAAUACAACAACUUUUGUUUUUAUUUCCACGUCUUGAGAUAACAUAAUUUUCGGUUCGUUUUUUCCUAACCGCUAAAAGAUGUCGCUAGCUAUCGCGGAGGUUUACACGGUGAAGAAGUUUCACACAGAGAGUAUGAAGAAACCGGCCAAAGCAACGGUUACCGGCGAGGGAGAUGGAAAGAUCAUCGGAGGUGGGCUCCGGGAGGUAAUGAAAACGCCGGUGAAACAGAAUGGAACUAGAAAUUUCGGACGGUGGUUUGUUGGGAAGCCAAAGAAAAGCUCGGCUAAAGUUUCGGAUCCCACGACGAUUGAGUGAAAGAAGAAAAAACGUGUUCUCUUGUUUUUCUUUUAUUUUUCUUUCUUUCUUUCUUUCUUUCUUUCUUUCUUCAUUUUGUUUUAUUUUCAUGUGUCUUUUUCAUUUUAUUGUGUGAUUGUAAUUUUUUAAAUAGUUUGUAAACUUUGUAAAAUAUAUAUGAACAAGCAACACUAUAGAAUGGAACUUUUGGGAAACGUCCUGAAUUUUCCUCAAUACCAUAG
Messenger RNA from Brassica napus (rape), 641 nucleotides. RefSeq lists its product as uncharacterized. The transcript has a single exon. Lineage: Eukaryota; Viridiplantae; Streptophyta; Magnoliopsida; Brassicales; Brassicaceae. The record is from RefSeq and is a predicted model, not a curated record. The coding region runs from base 184 to 420 and encodes 78 amino acids.